Penaeus indicus is the source of this 5870-nucleotide messenger RNA. RefSeq names its product RING finger protein 44-like. NCBI's taxonomy places the organism in Eukaryota, Metazoa, Arthropoda, Malacostraca, Decapoda, Penaeidae. The record is from RefSeq and is a predicted model, not a curated record. The annotation marks the transcript as partial. The transcript has 7 exons. Gene Ontology annotation, biological process: protein ubiquitination. Gene Ontology annotation, molecular function: ubiquitin protein ligase activity.
GUGCCCGUGACUCUGGCAAUGUCAAGUAUGAACAGCGGAGGAGGGCAUCAUCACCAGUUCCAGCAGCAGCAGCAGCAGCAACACCAGCCCCAGCAUCACCAACCACAGCAUCACCAAGCACAGCAUCAGCAGCAGCAUCAGGCCGUCCAUAUCCAUGCCCAUGCCCAUGCCAGAGGCCCUUCAUCAAUGAUGUGUGCCACACCCACCCAACCUCACCACACACACCACCUCAACACCAGCCAUGUGCAGACGUCUCCGCACCAGAUGAGUGGUGCCAGUGGCGGCACAUACGGCAAUGUUCCACGCCUCCACCACUGCAAUGUGCACUCCUUCCUUUGUUCCAAUCCACCUCUCCAUCAUCAGUACCAGGUCAACUUCCAGAUGAACGGAGGAUGCCUUGGGCCCCAGCACCACUACGCGCCUAUGGUGCCCCCGGGGCAUCACGCGGCCGGCCCUCUGCUGGCCCCACCUGGAACCCCCCAGCUGAUGGCUGCCACCCCUCAGCCCCCUCAUACUCACACCUCCCUGUACAGCCAAGCCCCCAUGGGAGUGGCUCCUCCUCAGGCCGUACCCACCCAACUCACUGCUGUUCCUGGACAGCUGUCGGCCGCACCACAGAGUCUGGGAGUGGGAGUACCCCCCCAGUUACCCCCACAGCACCACCACCAUGCCCACCAACAACCGACGCCUCCUCUGGUUACCCCCUUCCCUGCUCAUACUCACCUGCAUCAACUUCAUCAUUUACAUGCCAGCAGCGGGAGUGGCGGAGGAGCACGGGGAGCAAGUGUUGACAUGUUGGGCCGUGGCCUUUACCGAGGACCAGGACAAGGCCAUGUCCUGGGCCGCAUGAGAGGACCACGAGGAAGCAGUGGGAGCAGUUUGGGAAGCACCAGACGCAGUAGUUCCAGCUGGCGAGGGAAUACCAUGCCCCCAGCAGCCCCCCCACCUCCACCCCCUCCUCCACUUCCCAGUGCUGCUGCUGCGGCGGCUACUUACCCUGGCAUUCUCUUACAUUUCUUGGCAAUGUUGUCGCAUCCAUCACUACACCAGUACAGUAUGGUAGACCCAGUGCCAGCAGAAGCCCCCGACACGGAGAACUACGAGGCUUUACUACAUCUGGCAGAGAGGCUGGGUGAGGCCAAACCCAGAGGCCUUUUGAAAACAGUGAUUGACCAACUCCCGUCCUAUAGGUAUACAGGGGAGAAGUCUGACACUAAACAAACCACAUGUGUGAUUUGCAUGUGUGACUUCGAGCUUCGGCAGAUGUUACGAGUAUUACCGUGUCUCCAUGAGUUCCACACCAAAUGUGUCGACAAGUGGCUCAAGUCUAACCGGACUUGUCCUAUUUGCCGUGGAGAUGCCAGCGAAUUUCUUAAAGAGGCCACCAGUGCUGAGUGAAGCAGGAUGAAAAUAAAGAGAAACAAAAAAACAGAGAGAAAGAUAGUUAGAAAAAAAAGAAAAGAAAAUCCAACUCCAUCGGAAAAACUACAGAAAACACACAAAGAGGAAGAGGACGUGCUGAGUAACGGUGAGUCUCAGUCCAUCGUGGAGUUGCUUGCUUCACAGAUCCAUCCCCAAGCAGCAGGAGGCAUAUGUGCAGUGGGUGCCUGGUUGCCAGAAGGAGGCUUGCCAUGGCCCAGUGCCUCCAGGAAGAGAAUUUUUUCUCAACUCCAUUCUUGCACUUUAGAGAGAGGUAUAUACCGGGAGCUUCAUCAAAGGAGAUUAAAAAAGCCUGGCUAUCAGGAAUCUUUUAUCAAAAGAAAUCAUAAAAAAAGAGUUUAAAAAUCUAUGCACAUCUUUUGGAGGUAUGAAUGUGGGCACAGAAUGAGAGAGAGAGAGUUACCAGCAUUACUACAGGUGUUUGGAUACUGUAUUUUAAGAUUAUGUCUGAGGGAGAGAGAAAGAAGGAAAAAAAUACAAGGAGAGUUUUGUUGUUUAAGGCCAAUUCAAGUUGCACUUCAAGAGUACUGCGGUGGAGGAUUUUAGGCUAACUGCAAGGGUGUGAAGAAGCUAGUACGCUUUCGAGCAAUUAGAAAAAAAAAAAAACAACUCCCAAACAUUCACUUUAAUGCCAGUCUCUACUGAGUUGAAAAUUCCCCUCCCCCCCCAAAGCCAGAUGCGCGCACACGUGGCAACGUCAACGCGCGCAUCUCCGAUUGUUGAGAGGACAGUCGUUAGCGUUCCCUUGUUGUUCUGUCCGAGGCUUUGUUCGUCUAGGGCUCCGCGGGAGUUUCUGUUGUUAGCUGUCCAUUUUCUGUGUUUGCCUUCAUGUGAAGAGGCUGUGUCUGCAACAUUAGUCCUUGACCCAUGGUGUCUUAGAUUUUGCCAGGGAGUUUUUUCUCAUUUUUGUGUUGUGCAUGAAAACAUAAUGGAUAUAAUGUUUUUUCUUAGACCCAUAUUGUUGUGCUAUGCAGUAUAUAAUAAUCCCUCUUGAUGAGGCUUAUUUCUUACUGGCAGAGAAAGUAGGAUAACGUGUGAUAUUGUGGUCAAAAAGCUUAAUCAACUCCAAGAAAACAGGCGAAAACAAAAUAAAAAAUGACAAAAAAAUAUACUUAUAUAUAUAAAGAUGCAAGCAAUUCUGUUGUCGUUAUCCAGUUUGGCAUAUGUGGAACACCACUGUAACUUGACUGCAUGUUUAUUCAGCAUUAGAUUUUCAGGAUUGAUGUUCAUAGCUUGAAAUUUGAAGUUCAUGCUCAGAAAUCGUUACUGAUCAGUGUCGUAAAUCUAAGUGGUUUCUUGGAUAAUCCUAAUACCUAUAGUAUGUUGCUGAAUACUUAGUGAUGGUUCAUCGACAAUGUUAUCACCAGUACGUCCAGUAGGAUAGUUUUGACCAGUAGUGAUAAAACUCCCCAUAAUGUGUCCAGAGCUAUCUAGUACCUCCCUACAAUGUAUUUAUUUUAGAGGAAUAAAUACAAGUUUUUCCAAUGGAUUUGUCCCUUUAAAGUUACAAUUGAAACACAAGUUUUAAACAGUCACCCCAGUUGAUUUCAAGUAAAAGAAAAUAAAGUUUUUUUUUUAUGGAAAGCACUGGCUGUUUUCCGUAGGUCUGCAGUUGGUUUAGAAUUAUCCCGUGUGUGUACGAUCACACAAUCUUCAGAAACCACUUGAGACUCAGUGAAAAUUGUUUUUGUUUUUAAUCAGAUUGGGAAUACCAUGUGUUAUCUCAUUAUACCUUGGACUUUGGACUGCUGGCUUUAUUGCUGGGAUGGAUAAUCACAAAUAUAGUUAAAGCUUCUUUUUGUUUUCUUUCUUUCCUCUUUUUCUUUUCUGCUUCAUACGAAAGUUCCAGUUUUUGAUUAGGUAUAGGGUUCAGUAUGGCUUUUUUUACUUUCAUUUUAAUGUGAUAUCAAAGCUAUUGUUGUUGUUACUUUUUUCUCUUCACUUGUGCUAAGGUAGUGAAGAAUUUCACUAAAGUAUUUUUCUCUCAGCAUGUAAUGUAGUGUACAUUUUGAGUACUUCUGUCCAGCCUUACCUUGUACCAGUCGUUUGUCCAAUUCGUCAGUGCAACGUACCUCACAGCUGAAAUUCUUGGGUCACGACCUUUCUUCCGUACUCUGACCAUCAUUGUUUCCUUUGUCUACGGUGUUCAUUUAGGGAGGCUAAGUAGUUACAUAUCCAAGGUGUUUCACAUCUGAAAUCAAGUUUUUUAUAGGAAGAUGUAAGAUAUUCAGGCAGUCAUAUUUGUGAUAAUCCUUGUUUAAGCAUCCAUUUUCUAUCACGAUUCCACACUCCGUUUCCACGUUCCACUGCCUUCCUCGUAUUCACCACAAAUGCUUCCACCUCACACAGUGAACUAUGCUGGACAGACGACACUCAGUCACAGUGUAAAGGGGUCAGCUUGCCAUAUCUCAUGUUAUUUUUUUGGUCCUGAAUACUACGACACGUGAUGGGUUGUUAGUAUCUUUUUUGAUGAAGGCGAGAUGCAUAUUGAUGAGGGUUGGCCCCCGUGCACCAGAACCACAGGACUUAGUCAUUCUCAUAAUUUUUUGAUUUCUCUUUUUUUUUUUUUCCCCUCUUUCUUCCUUUCUUUCAUUCAUUCCUUUAGGCUGCAGUGUUUCUUAAUACGUGAUGUAAGGCUUCGUCUAUUGGUAGCUUGGAUACUAUUUUUAAACUAGUGAAAGUGCUAAGGAAUGUGGUUUGCUUGUUGAGCUGUUCGUCUCCAGCAUAAGUGUAUGUUCACUCAGUGUGUUUUGUACAACCAUGUGCCUCAUUAUUUAGUGUAAUUAGCAGCAUCUCUCACAUGUUGGAAUUCAGAUGGUGCUUGUACCACUGUAGAUAUAAUUAUGGAAGGAAAAAAGGAUAGAUAACUUGCACCAGUGAAAAUGCAAGCUUGAAGCAUCAAGUGCAAGGUGUGAAAUUAGACAUUAAGGAGAAUAAUUACAGUUGAUGACUUCUGUUGCCAAUAAUAACUGGUCUCUUCAGACAAAUAUUUUUUUCUUUCUCUCUUUUUUAAGUAAUUUUUUAAAGAUGUUUCUCUUCAGAGAAAUGGCAACUGUUUAUUUUCCAGACGUGUUUGAAGUUCUCUUUCAUGUGAGAGGAUGCUGCAACCAUCAGUGUUGGUGCCCCUCCUUGCCGUGUGUAGAGUCAGUCAUUUUGGGCCAGGUGUAGAGCUUGCUUCCUAUUGCAUGAUAUUUCCAUGAAUCAUGAAACAUUAGGGCUCAGGGUACCAGAGAUUUGAUUGCCGUCAUGUUUGCAUGAUACGUUGAGGUUUUACCUGUCUGUGAGGUCUCUUCCUUUCUCAAAAGGAGUUAUGAUCUCAGCCAGUCUCCCGGUGGAUCAGAAAGCGUUAUCAUUGUGCAUCAGACUGCCCAAAUCUUGUAUCAGUUGAAGGGCUGCCUAAGAGUUGGAUAUCUGUGUGUUUUUUGGUGUCUAAUUGUGCAAGAUCUGCUAAUCAGCUUUUGGAGGAGUCUGAUCUUGACCCAGCGAGAUUUUUGCAACUCAUUGGAAGGAAUCCCUGUAUUGUAAGGGAGGUCCAGCUUCAGCCCAAAAUAUAUGGAAGAUUAACUUGACUUGUCCUUCAUAUCGUAUGUGUAUUGGCUUGAAGUGUAGAUGCCUUGAGCUGCUCAUGUGUAGUUCUCCCUCCUUCCUGUCAAGCUGGCCUUUUAUACAUGUUUUUUCUUCAUAGGCACAAUACUAUAAAUGGCUCAUUUUUAUCCUGUCUUGGCCCUCUGUAUCUAGGUAGUGUUCAACUCCCCCCCUCCCCCUUUCCCCCCCAUUUACCUAACUCUGUGGCAAGCUCGACAGUUUUGCCCUGUUACUUCCACAUUUCCCUAUCCUCAUCUUUUAAGUGAUAGAAAGCAAUACAUCUCUAGUUUUUAGCCUGAAGAGAAAGAAAUAUCUCUAUUAAUGUAGUUUUUUAUCAUCACUGGAGGGUUUCUAGAUUUUUACUUUCAAUCUACCAUUGUGCGGUGCUCCCUAACCUUGCCUAAUAGGUGAAUUUUUUUUUCUUUACUUUUUUAGUGUCGUAAUUAUACAUUUUAUGCAUCAAGUUGAAAAUUUGUAUUCCAGAGUGUAUUGUAACUCAAUGAUAUUUCCAUCAUAUCAUGCCCAUAGUCUGCAUCUUUUCUCCUUGUCUCACCAUUCCACAGUAUUCUUCUGGGUUAGUAUGUAAUUCAAAGUCCUGGUGACAUAGCACAAUAUCUGUAAGAAGUUCCCCUAUUAGGCAUAUCGAGGGAGGCCACUGUGUGUAUAAAGUAUUGUAUUUUGGCUUGAUGUUCAAAGCUCACGGUAUUCUACUAUAUAUAUACUACCUCAGCCUUAAACAUGCUAAGCACAAUAUUCGUAAGUUGGACAUAGUUCUUGAUAAUAUCAGAACUUAACAAACAGGUUAAAAGAAAAAAAAAAAGAAAAAAAAAGUUUUACAAAACCAA